UCGUUGAGUCCAAAGACUUGAUUUCGUUUGAUGAUAUGGGAAUUUGUCAAAAUCAAGUCGAACGCGGAAACUUUAAAGAAACUCAGUUUUCUGAAAACCAGAGCAAUGAUCUUGUUAAUUUGAAGUUUGAUUCUGUUAUUUUCGACGAGCCCACUUUACCUGUGGUAGAAGAUUGUGGCUCUGACAAAUGCCCAGAUUUGACUUCAGAUAUAUUUUCUUCAAAAUAUUUUGUUAGAUUAGACCGUCGAUUUAAUCAUCAAGUUUAUUUAUUCUUAUAUUUUCAGGUCGUCGUGUCUCAUUUUGUAAGCAAUUCCCAUUUUUAUGUUAAUUCUGUUUUUUACAGUCAAGAUCUGAUUAUGAUGAAACAACAGCUCAAAGAACACGCCACAGCCCUAUCUGUACAGUUCAAUGAAGGAGAUUACGUAAUUAUGGACUCUGAUCGUUGCAAAAUACUUUGGGUUCGUCAAAACGACUGCGGAUUGGUGUCGUUAGACAGUGGCAGUCCGAUUGUGUGUUCUGUUAAUUCUUUGAAACCUCUUAGUAAAGACUUAUGUGAACUUCCCUUUCAGGUAAUUUUGAUAGUUUUACCCAGGCCGUGUUGUGUGGAUUGUUUAGUAAUAAGGAGAGCACAACUCAAGAUAUCAGAACUGGAACAGAAUUGGUCUUGAAAGUAAUUCUCACAGACAAGGCA
Molecule: messenger RNA, 691 nt
Organism: Octopus sinensis (East Asian common octopus)
Lineage: Eukaryota; Metazoa; Mollusca; Cephalopoda; Octopoda; Octopodidae
Exons: 2
Coding region: 36-668 (210 amino acids)
Source: RefSeq, a predicted model, not a curated record